AUUGAAGCGUGCUCUCCGCGCAACUGAAGAAAGGCAUACUAUCAUAUAAUCCGCUUGGAAAUCAUCACUUUGUCUCUCCGAAUACCAAUUGUGACUUUUGGGCAAUCUUUUGUCUUGCACUCCGGACCUUUUUUGCAUUGAUAUACGCCCCGAAGCUCGUACAAAUGUCUCUUGAAGACGCGUGGGUUGCUGCGGCCGGGAACCCUUUCUAUCCACUUGUUUCGAAGGAUAAUCAGUUCUUCGUUGCAUCUACCCUUUUAUUGGCAGGUCUUGUUCUCACCGGGCUUUUCGGCUUAAGUAUGUCCUAGUACCAGGGAUAUGAGGUUCCCCUACUAAUUGCGCCAGAUCGAUCUCUUCUGAGUAUCCCCCUAUACGGUGUGCCUGCUUCGCUCGCGUUUGGGUUCGGGGCUGUCUUCAUGAUUUGCGCAGUCGGGGUUUACGUAUAAGCCUACUCGCCGUUUCCCUUCAUAGUUGGCUUGAUAACAAAUCCGGGUCGCGAUCGCGUAUAGGACGCGUUCGAUUUCCUCUUCCUUUUCGCGAAGAAACGGCUGGUCCCUCUCUCCUUGCGUAUUUAAUGAUUUAGCUUUCACCGCAAUGGACACCAAUGGCGCACCAAUCUUUUCUGCCGUUUCCAAUUUCACCCAUCAUCUCUACCUUAUAUUACGAUGCAUUGGCUUUGCCUCGAAAGCCGCAAUUCAAAUCACCCCACAAGGCAUACGCUUCUCUGCCGAAGAUGGGAGGGUCAUGCAAGGUCUCGCGUUUCUGGAUAAAACGCUGUUCGCCAAUUAUGUUUUUAAUCCUGUACCUAGCGACAAUGGUGUGGCUACCGAUACAGACGUUGUCGAGGAGGAAUUAGAUACUGCAGCAUAUCCACGAUUUCUAAUUUCGCUUACUGCUCUAAUUGAGACUCUUCAGAUCUUCGGGUUGAGCGAUGCUCCUCCACACUCUAACCCGAUAUCAAACCCGAUAACUGGCCCAGCAUCUAAUGCUUUCUCCACACCCGCUUUGCUUCUUAACCGUACCUGCACCAUAAGCUACCUGAGACCUGGAUCUCCAUUGUGCAUUACCCUUAGCGAAGCUGGCGUUACUACGACAUGUGAAUUGACAACUUACGAGCCUGAUAAUCCGGAAUUUGAGUCUUCAGAAGAUGUUGAUAUUCCCCUUCAACGAGAUGCCAUCCUGUUCAAGAUUAUCAUGCGCUCUCUUUGGUUGCACAAUGCUAUUAUGGAACUAGAUUCUACCAACCCGUCCGUCUUGACGAUAACCGCUUCUCCGAAGAAGGCCCCCUAUUUUGCACUUUCUGCCUCCGGUGGCCCAUUCGGCGAAUCAACUGUUGAAUUCUCAAUUGACAAAGAACCGGAUGCUCUCGCUGAUCCCUCAUACAAGUCCCUGAAUAAUAAUGGAAGUUCCAGGCAGCCAAAACGAGGCAAGCUGGCUCCUUCGGUAGCAGAGACAUUUCUAGUUCAUCCGCCUUCGUCAAGAGCCAGGGUGCGUCAGAGCUACCGGUUUGCGCUUGUCCGAAAAGCACUGCGUGCUAUGGCCGCAGCGAGCAAAGUUAGUAUUCGUGGGGAUAGUCAAGGCGUGUUGAGUAUUCAGUUUAUGAUUGAACUUGGAGAAGCGGUGUCGGACCCCCAUGGGUCAACCAAGACACAGCAGGUCCCAGGUACUCUCGAAAAUGUCAGCUUCGUGGAUUUUAGGUUUGUUCCAUUGGUUGAUGAUGAAGCGAACGAUGAAGGAGGCGAAUUAGGAGAAUAA
Coccidioides posadasii C735 delta SOWgp is the source of this 1755-nucleotide messenger RNA. The record is from RefSeq and is a predicted model, not a curated record. NCBI's taxonomy places the organism in Eukaryota, Fungi, Ascomycota, Eurotiomycetes, Onygenales, Onygenaceae.